UUAUGUCAAAUAAGAAUUAAAAUUAUGCCACAUAGAAAAAAAAGUUUUUGAACCUAUUCAACUUUUAAACCCAUUAUAAAUAUAUUAUAAAAGAGCAUGUCAGGAAAAUUUUCUGGCUUCAGUGAAGACGAUAUCGAAAAGUUGAAAAAAACUGGAAGUCUCAACAAUGAAAUAAAACCACGCGAAUUAAAACCACCGAGGAAAAAUCUUAGAAAAACUAUUCCCGUUAAAGCACAAUCUAUUAAUUUAAAUUCAAACAUGCCAGAAGAAAUACCAGAAGGUGCUCGACUUAGUCUUCCAAUAAAACAAAAUGAAUUAUCUGCGGACGUUGGUAAUGAAUUAACAAAAAUCUUAAAUAGUAAUAAUAAUAAUAAUUCAUAUCAAAUUAUUGAAUUAAACGAAAAAUCUCAAACAAUGGAGGAAAAAUCUAAAACUAUUGAAGAAAGUCAUAUAGAUUUAAGUAAUUUUGAGGAAGAACAGAAACGAAUGGAAGAAGAAAAUCGUAGACGGAAAGAAUUAUUAGCAAAAGCUUUAGCUGAUCGAACUAAAAAAACAAAUGCUGAAGUACAAAAAUUAGAAUCAAUACAAAAAGAAUUACAGAAAUUAGAUUCUAUGCUAUCGAAUGACGUGUCAAUAUUAAGGAAUCAGAUUGAAGAGGCCAGUAUUGAAUUCAUGCAAUGCCAGAAACGUUUCGAACGCGUGGAAAAAGAUUACACGUCAACAAAAUUGAAACUUGAACAGAAGCGUGAGCGAAAAGAUUUACUAACCCAACAUUUAUGUACCAUUAUUCAACAGAAUGAGAAGCGUAAAGCUGAUAAGCUUUCAUCGUUAAUGAAAGAAUUGGAAUUACCUCCAAAUGAAAUUGAUGAAAAUAAUGUAUGAACUUUCUCUAUUGGAUUAUUUUUUUUCCUAAUCAAAGUAAAGUUUAUUAGGCACAAAAUUAUAUCUCUCUUAGGCUAAAAUUUUGAAAGACGAUUCUUGUGUCCAUCUUGAAUAGAAAAUUUUGUCUUGAAUAGUAUUAACAUUUUUUUUAUACGCUGAUAAUUAGCAACUAAACGACU
Chrysoperla carnea is the source of this 1061-nucleotide messenger RNA. It is a transcript of the gene Gorab, whose product is annotated as RAB6-interacting golgin. The coding region runs from base 97 to 882 and encodes 261 amino acids. Gene Ontology annotation, biological process: non-motile cilium assembly. The record is from RefSeq and is a predicted model, not a curated record. The transcript is spliced from 4 exons. Lineage: Eukaryota; Metazoa; Arthropoda; Insecta; Neuroptera; Chrysopidae.